This is a messenger RNA of Felis catus (domestic cat), 3617 nucleotides long. RefSeq names its product valyl-tRNA synthetase 2, mitochondrial (gene VARS2). Gene Ontology annotation, biological process: valyl-tRNA aminoacylation. Gene Ontology annotation, cellular component: cytosol. NCBI's taxonomy places the organism in Eukaryota, Metazoa, Chordata, Mammalia, Carnivora, Felidae. The record is from RefSeq and is a predicted model, not a curated record. The transcript is spliced from 30 exons. Gene Ontology annotation, molecular function: aminoacyl-tRNA deacylase activity; ATP binding; valine-tRNA ligase activity. The coding region runs from base 172 to 3360 and encodes 1062 amino acids.
GCUACAGCGCAUGCGCCGGGCGUGGCCCCGCCUCCCUGCACCGCACGGCUCGCGGGUCGCAUUCCGGGGUCGGAUUCGCUGGUUUCCUUCAGCCUUCCAUGCUGCGGCGGCUGCGGGGCACCCUGGGAUAGCGGCGGCUCGCCGGAUCUUGGCCCUUUCCAAGCGCUCCUGAUGCCUCAUAUGCCUCUGGCUUCUUUUCGAUCACCACUCUGGGGGCUGAGGCCGUCACAGGUCUUCCCCAGGUCGUAUCCCCUCUCUACCCAGUCAAAGCCCCAUGGAUCCUCCCUCUCCCGGAGAAACCAUGAAGCCAAGAAGAAGCGCCAGCGAGAAAAGCAGGCGGCGCUGGAGGCUGGGGUAGCCCGGAAGAGCAAGUCACCUGCAGAAUCCAGUAAGUCCUGGACUCCUAAGGAGGUGGUGGUGUAUGAAAUUCCCACAAAACGCGGUGAAAAGAAAGAUGUCUCCCGGGUCCUGCCUCCUGCAUACAGCCCUCGAUAUGUUGAGGCUGCCUGGUACUCUUGGUGGGUGCGAGAGGGCUUCUUCAAACCAGAAUAUCAGACCAGGCUGCCCCAGGCCACAGGGGAGACGUUUUCCAUGUGUAUCCCACCUCCCAAUGUCACUGGCUCCCUACAUAUUGGACAUGCACUGACAGUGGCCAUACAGGAUGCCCUGGUGCGCUGGCACCGGAUGUGUGGGGAUGAGGUGCUGUGGGUCCCAGGCUCAGAUCAUGCGGGAAUUGCUACACAAGCUGUGGUGGAGAAGCAACUUUGGAAGGAGCAAGGAGUGAGGAGACAUGAGCUGAGCCGGGAAGACUUCCUUAGGGAGGUGUGGAAGUGGAAGGAGGAGAAAGGUGGAGAGAUCUGUGAGCAGCUCCAAGCUCUGGGGGCCUCCCUGGACUGGGACCGAGAGUGUUUCACUAUGGAUGCUGACUCCUCAGUGGCCGUGACUGAAGCUUUUGUGCGACUCUAUGAGGCAGGGUUGUUGUAUCGGAACCAGCAGCUUGUCAACUGGUCCUGUGCUUUAAGAUCAGCCAUCUCGGAUAUCGAGGUGGAGAGCCGGCCCCUGCCUGGCCGCACGGAACUUCGUCUGCCUGGCUGCCCCAUCCCUGUGUCUUUUGGCCUCCUUGUUUCUGUGGCCUUCCCUGUGGAUGGAGAGCCUGACACAGAGAUUGUAGUAGGAACCACAAGGCCAGAGACAUUGCCUGGAGACGUGGCUGUGGCUGUUCAUCCUGAUGACUCCCGAUACACACAUCUGCAUGGGCGACAGCUUCGUCACCCCUUGACUGGGCAGCUUCUCCCCCUCGUCACAGACUCUGCUGUUCAGCCACACAUGGGCACAGGGGCGGUGAAGGUGACUCCAGCACAUAGUCUUGCUGAUGCUGAGCUGGGAGCCCGACAUGGCUUGAGCCCUCUGAGUGUCAUUGCAGAGGAUGGGACCAUGACUUCCCUCUGUGGGGAUUGGCUACAGGGUCUUCACCGAUUUGUGGCCCGGGAAAAGAUUAUGUCUGCACUGAGGGAGCGGGGCCUGUUCCGGGGCCUUCAGAACCACCCUAUGGUGCUUCCUAUUUGCAGCCGUUCUGGGGACGUGGUAGAAUACCUACUGAAGAGCCAGUGGUUUGUCCGCUGCCGGGAGAUGGGGGAUCGAGCUGCCCAGGCUGUGGAGUCAGGAGCUCUGGAGCUCAGUCCCUCCUUCCACCAGAAAAACUGGCAGCACUGGUUUUCCCACAUUGGAGACUGGUGUAUCUCCCGGCAGCUGUGGUGGGGCCAUCAGAUUCCCGCCUACCUGGUUGUAGAGGAGCAAACGAAGGGUGACAGGGAGGACUGUUGGGUGGUUGGGAGGACAGAGGCCGAGGCCAGAAAAAUAGCUUCAGAGCUGACAGGGAGACCAGCGGCAGAGCUGAUCCUGCAGAGGGACCCUGAUGUCCUGGACACAUGGUUCUCUUCAGCUCUUUUCCCCUUUGCUGCCCUGGGCUGGCCCCAAGAGACCCCAGACCUCACUCGUUUCUACCCCCUGUCACUUUUGGAAACUGGUAGUGACCUUCUGUUCUUCUGGGUGGGCCGCAUGGUCAUGUUGGGGACCCAGCUCACAGGGCAGCUCCCCUUCAGCAAGGUGCUUCUUCAUUCCAUGGUUCGGGACAGGCAGGGCCGGAAAAUGAGCAAGUCCCUAGGGAAUGUGUUGGACCCACGAGACAUCAUCAGUGGGGUGGAGCUUCAGGUGCUGCAGGAAAAGCUGAGGGAUGGGAACUUGGACUCUACAGAGCUGGCGAUCGCGGCUGCAGCACAGAGAAAGGACUUCCCUCAUGGGAUCCCUGAGUGUGGGACAGAUGCCCUAAGAUUCACCUUGUGCUCCCAUGGGGCCUUAGGGGGCGACUUGCACCUGUCUGUCUCCGAAGUCCUGAGUUCCCGGCAUUUCUGCAACAAAAUCUGGAAUGCCCUGCGCUUUAUCCUCAAUGCCUUAGGGGAGAAAUUUGUGCCCCAGCCUGCAGAAGAGCUUUCCCCUUCAUCGCCCAUGGAUGCCUGGAUCCUGAGCCGUCUUGCCCAUACUGCCCGGGAGUGUGGGCGAGGCUUCCUUGCCCAAGAGCUCUCACUUGUCACCCAUGCCCUGCACCACUUCUGGCUCCAUAACCUCUGUGAUGUCUACUUGGAGGCUGUGAAGCCGGUGCUGUUGUACUCGCCCCGUCCCCAAGGCCCCCCUCAGGUCCUGUUCUCCUGUGCUGACAUCGGUCUCCGCCUCCUCGCCCCACUGAUGCCCUUCCUGGCUGAAGAGCUCUGGCAGAGGCUGCCCCCCAGGCCUGGAGGCUCCUCUGCCCCUAGCAUCUCUGUUGCCCCCUACCCCACUGCCUGCAGCUUGGAACACUGGCACCAGCCUGAGCUGGAACAGCGCUUCUCCCGGGUCCAAGAGGCCGUGCAGGCACUGAGGGCUCUCCGAGCCACAUACCAGCUCACAAAGGCCCGGCCCCGAGUGCUGUUGCAGAGCUCAGAGCCUGAAGAGCAAGGCCUCUUCGAGGCCUUUCUGGAACCUCUAGGCACCCUGGGCCACUGUGGGGCUGUGGGCUUCUUACCCCCAGGUGUACUGGCUCCCUCUGGCUGGGCCCAGGCUCCACUCAAUGAUACCAUUCAGGUGUACAUGGAGCUGCAGGGGCUUGUGGACCCCCAGACCCAUCUAUCUCUGCUAGCUGCCCGAAGACACAAGUUGCAAAAGCAGCUUGAUGGCCUCAUGGCCUGGACCCCAUCAGACGGGGAGACGGAGACUAAAAGGCAGCAGAGGCUUUCUUCCCUCGAGUUGGAAUUGUCGAAGCUGGACAAGGCAGCCUCUCACCUCCGGCAGCUGAUGGAUGCAUGUCCUAGCCCCAGAGAGCUCUGAGCUCCAGCUCACUAUAUGGUGGUUUUCUUCUCUUCCUGAUCUGCCUUUGAGGACAGACAGAAUCUAGCAGCUGUCAAGCAUGAUGGAGAUUCUGAGACCUUGUGGCUCACUUCCCAUAUUUCGUAAAUAAGGAAACCGAUUGGUUUGGUCAGUGUCACUGGGUGUCCUCAAGAUGCUCACAUUCCUGCCCAGCCUCCCUCUUAUGCAGUCCUACCUGGAAGUUUAGGAAUGAGAUAAACUUGGUCUUUUUAUUCCUC